CCGCCAAAUAGCACUUCCGUUUUGAGGCAACGCGUGCCGUGGCGCCAUUUGCUUCUCUCUGUCUCUUGUCUAUAAUUUGGAAUAGAUCGUCUUUAUGGCCAAGGUUUAUUGGAUUGGUUAAUUAUGUAUAAAGUGAUCUGAGAUGGAGGCUUGGGCAAAUCUGUGUCGUUGCUGCCUAUCACCCGAUUCCGGUGUGCCAUUGUUAGACUCGGCACAAAACGUAAAUAGCAAGUUUAAAGAAGUAACAACCCUAGAAGUUAAAGAAGAUGAUGGAUUGCCGCAGAAGCUCUGCGAGGAUUGCUUCUCCAUUUUAAACUCUGCAUAUCAUUUCCGUAAACAAUGUUUGAAAAUGGAUAAAGAGUUAAGAUACCAAUUGGACUUGCUGAAAGAAGCAGAAGAAGAACAAACAAGUCAUAAGAAACAUAAGAAGAAAGGUAAUGUAGAUGUUGAUGAUGAAACUAUGAAACAACUCGAGGGUAUUAUAAAAUCUGAACCCAUUGAUGUGGAUGAUGAUGAUUAUUAUUACGUACUCGUAAUAGAUGAUGAAAAGAAAAAAGCUCUUGAAAAUCAAGAAUUAUCAGAGAAUAAUAUCAAAGAAGAAGUUAUAAAUGAACCAGAAUUUGAAGAGGUAAAUGAAGAAAUACAAGAAAAUGAAAAUCAAGAUACGCAUUUUGAAGAUUCCAUAGAUUCUUUUUUACUAACUAACUCCAAAGUAUCUGAUAGAGUUCCCGAAACUAUAUUAGAGAAUGAAGAAACUCAAGAUAAUGAUAAUAACUUUGUAGGUAUGCAAGUUGAUGAGACAGAUAAUGCAACUCAAAUGUUACCUCAUUUAAUACAAACGCAUUCUCAAGACUCAAUUGAAAUGGAUAACAAUUCUAAUGAAGAAUCACAAAAUAUAGAAGAAAUCUCAAAGAAUUCCAAUCUAAUUAAAAUAUUAACCAGCGCAGGGAACGAAAGGACUUUAAUGGUUAAAAAGGAACAUGUCAAAUAUUUAUCCGGACAACAGUAUAUUUCAAUUGAAGACGAUGAAGGUGUAACAACACAGGAGGAGGUGAUAUUAUGUGAAGGUGAUGAUUCAUCACAAUACCAGAUCCUUAAAUGUGAUGGUUCCGAAUUAGUGAUAGAGUAUGCUGAUGAUAGUGAGAUCACAACUGUGAUGCAACAAGAAGAUGGUACAUUUGUAUGUGACUGCGGUGAACAGUUACAGAACUUGGAUGAAUAUGAACAACAUCAGCACCAACAUAACCCAGCUGGUGAACAUUUAUGUAAUUUAUGUGGCAAAGGUUUUGAAACAUCAGAAAUAUUAAUCGGUCAUAUGUUAUUGCAUAGUGUAACAGGACCGGUAGUCACCUGUCCCUUUUGUAAACAAUUAAUUCGACGUAAUUCAUUAACACAACAUAUCAAAUAUGUUCAUAAUAAUAAACCUCGUUGCAAUAUUUGCUUCAAAACAUUUGCUAAUCAACACAAUUUGAAACGUCACAUGAUGAUACAUAAUGAUAUAAGAGAAUUUGAAUGUGACAUCUGUUUGAAAAGGUUCCACCAAAAGAUAACAAUGCAAACACAUCGGUUGAACCAUUUAAACUCAUUUUCAUGUAACCAAUGUGAUAUGACGUUUAAAACUAAAGAAGACCUCACCACACAUCGCGAUUUUGAAGAAUGCAGUAAAAGUAAAGUGCUCAAAGCCAAAGAGGAAUUAAUGAAGACUGUCAAACAGGAAAUAACUACAAAUCUAGGCAAAGUUCUAGGCUAUGCUUGUUCUUUGUGCAAGAAAAUGUUCUCAUUAGAGUCGGCGUUAGAACAACAUAUAGAAAGCACUCAUAUAGUAGAAAGUAGUGAAUUUACCGAGUCUCAAAAGAUUAUGAGGAAUAAAACUAUGAAGAGAUUUGAAUGUAGUAUUUGUGGGAAAAGCUGCGCCAGUCAGGCGAUGCUGACUAUGCAUGAACGAGUGCAUACAAACGAGAGACCAUUUCCUUGUCAAUUAUGUCCGUUAAGGUUCAAAACUAAAACACAUCUCCGGACCCAUCAAUUAACUCAUACUAGGGAGAAGAAGUUUGGAUGUUCUGUGUGUAUGAAGUUCUUUGCAUUGAAAGGUAAUUUGGUUGUCCACUUACGUACACACACAGGUGAAAGGCCGUACGUUUGCUCGAUAUGUGGUGAAGGAUUUAUUGAUUCCAAAUAUCUUAAGAAGCACAAACUCAAGAAGCAUGCGAAUGAAAAUGUGGAAUAUAAUAAAUAUUAAGUUUAAUAUGUCAAGUCCUUUUUAAUAAACUUUCAAAAAUGAAAUUCCUAUACAUUUGAUUGUUUCAAGGAAUUACAUUUUUAGAACUAGUAUUGAACAUACUAAGAUUGCAAAAGAUUUUUUGCAAAUGAUAAUUUUUAGAUGUACACGUAAUUCAGUAGGACUAGAAAUAAUGGAUGUUGUUUUUUUUUAUUUUGUAAAUUAUGGUUGUCAAUUUGACAGUAGUUACGUGUCGUUUUUCUCAAUAAGACUAGAAGAUAAUAAAAAUUUAAAAUUAUUGCAUGUAUGUAUAUUGUAAUUUUUCUCCAUCUAUAAAAGAAUAUGUAUUUUAUUUCAUAAAUACUGUGUUAUUUUUAUUUAAAAAAUAAUUUCUUUACCAUAUUUACUUGAGUAUUGAAUUUGAUGUUUGUAUAAAUUUCUAUAAGUAUGUUCGUCUUAGUUAUAUUUGUGUGUAGGAGAAGUAAGUUUUGUUAUGUUUCAAUUGU
This is a messenger RNA of Papilio xuthus (Asian swallowtail), 2724 nucleotides long. Its product is annotated as zinc finger protein 2 homolog. Gene Ontology annotation, biological process: regulation of transcription by RNA polymerase II. NCBI's taxonomy places the organism in Eukaryota, Metazoa, Arthropoda, Insecta, Lepidoptera, Papilionidae. The record is from RefSeq and is a predicted model, not a curated record. The coding region runs from base 143 to 2239 and encodes 698 amino acids. Gene Ontology annotation, molecular function: DNA-binding transcription factor activity, RNA polymerase II-specific; sequence-specific DNA binding; zinc ion binding. The transcript is spliced from 3 exons. Gene Ontology annotation, cellular component: nucleus.